AUGCAGUGCGAGUUCCGAGACUUAGACGAUGCCCUGAUGGAUCGAAUCAUCUGCGGGGUCCGGGACAUCCAUCUGCAGCGGCGUCUCCUCGCCAAGCCAGACCUCACGCUACAGAAAGCCAUUGAGGAGGCUGUGGCCUCGGAAGGAGAUCUGCAAAUCCAGCAGCCCGCGUCUUGCUAG
Podarcis lilfordi (Lilford's wall lizard) is the source of this 180-nucleotide messenger RNA. Lineage: Eukaryota; Metazoa; Chordata; Lepidosauria; Squamata; Lacertidae. The record is from the annotation of a GenBank genome assembly.